This is a messenger RNA of Prorocentrum cordatum, 1590 nucleotides long. Lineage: Eukaryota; Dinophyceae; Prorocentrales; Prorocentraceae. The record is from the annotation of a GenBank genome assembly.
CACCAUUCAAGCCUAUCGAAGAGUCCAGCGGAAUCAUCAUUUUGAAAGGACGCCCCCCGUCUUCGUAACGGUCAUUAGGUUUUGCAGGGUCUGGGGUCCAUUGCCAUGUGGGCUCGAGUGUAUUGUUUGUGCCCAGUCCUUCUGUACAAAACACCACGCCAGUGGCGGCAUCUUCUGGUCCUGCUGGCAGACGCCCGACCAAGGAACUUUUCCGACGGAUGGCCGUGGCCCGCGCCGAGACCGGCCUGGCCCCCCUCGGCAGCAGCUUUCAGGCCUGCAGCGAUCGCUCCAGCGCCCAGAAGCGCAGCCACAGCGAUCCAGGGAACGCGUUCCACCGCUUUUUCUGCGAGGGGCGUGGCAGCGGGCGCCGCGCUUCCGUGUUGGGCGAUACGGCGUGCAUCUCUUCAGCAUCGGCGGACGAGUCGACCGCUGCUUCUGGGAGCCACGCCUCAGAGGCCCCGAGCACUCCACGUGAGCACGAGCAGGCAGAUCGCCUUGGUGAGGAGGGCUCGCCAGAGCUGUGGCCAGACACCGACAACGAUGAAGAGGUGUAUGAGUGGUCGCCCUGCAGUCGCAAGCGUGGCGCAGUUCGGGCCACUGUCGACAACGGGACGCAGGCGUCGGGCGUAUGGUGCCCCACGUUCCUGACGCCGCAGCAGCACUUCGCCACGACUCAGUCCAGCAGUGAUGCCUGCUCCCUCAUGCCACCGAUGCUCUUGAAGAUGACCGCCGUGGCCCUGCAGGGUCCGCGCCGCUUCGGCGGCCAGUUCCCGCCGUCGGCGCGCCCUGUGCGGACGGAUGGCCCCGUCGCGCCGGGCGGUGCCGACAGCAUGGAGUCCGCCAUGGAGGCCGCCGCGUCGGCGCUCGCGGCCCUGGCGGCGGCAGAGGCGGAGCCAGCGGAGGAGGGCCCCGACCGCGCUCGAGCUUCCCAGGAGCGGGCGGCGAGGGCUGCGAGGGGGGUGCCCAGGGCACCGGGCGCCAAGGGGGCCGCGACGGCAGCCCCGCCCGCGGGUGCCGCGAAGACGUCGGCGGGCAGGGGGUGCACGGCCCUACAGGUCGGGAAGUCGCCGGUGCCGCCUCUUCGGAGGGUGACCUCCCUGAUGCUGAGCGGCCUGCCCCGGGAGCUGGGCCAGUUCGAGCUUCUGGAGGACAUCCACCGCUCGGGCUUCGACGGCAGGGUUGACUUCUGCUACCUGCCCCGCAACUUCGCCUCUGGCAACAACGUGGGCCACGCGUUCGUCAACUUCGUCUCAAGCGAGGUGGCCGCCGAGUUCCAGAGGGCGUGGCGCGGGCGCUCGACGUGCGCGGGCCGCCUGGUCGGUGCGCCCGGGGUACAAAUCGCCGUGGCUUCCGUGCAGGGCCUGGCCGCCAACAUUGCCCGAUCGGAGAACCCCCGCAUGAAGCGUGUGCGCAAUCCGGAGUACAAGCCCUUCGUCCUGGACAGCGGCGCAGCCCACGCGGCGGGCCGCCCCUGAGGAGCCCCCGAUCGUAGAGUGCGGUGCGACGCCCCCCCCCUUUCGCCUGCCGCGCGCCGUCGACAGCUUUUCCAAGCGGCUGCUGCUCACCAUCUCGGCGGGGAGAGAGGGGCUG